This is a messenger RNA of Lachancea nothofagi CBS 11611, 516 nucleotides long. The record is from the annotation of a GenBank genome assembly. NCBI's taxonomy places the organism in Eukaryota, Fungi, Ascomycota, Saccharomycetes, Saccharomycetales, Saccharomycetaceae.
AUGAUCCGCACUUGUUCUCAAUCCGUUCUGAAAUUCUCGGCUCGUUCUACACCUCGUCUUUUCCUAAGAGCGCAGUCGUCUAAUGCCUUAACCAGCUCACAAAUUCCAUUCACAUUCUCCAAAGCGGGACCCUUGGCGGUCAAGUACACGUCGCAACACGAGUGGAUCGCGGCUCACCAAGAUGGCACGGCUUUUGUGGGAAUCACCAAAUAUGCGGCAGAUGCCCUGGGCGAUGCCACCUACGUCGAACUUCCAGAUAUUGACACAGAGCUGGAGGCCGGCGACUCACUGGGCUCAUUGGAGUCAGUGAAGUCCGCUUCCGAAAUCUACUCUCCACUAGCUGGCACAGUGGUAGAGGUCAACGAGUCGUUGAACGACUCCCCACAACUGAUUAACGAAGAUCCUAUGGGUGAAGCUUGGAUCGCCAAGCUCAGACUAAGCAACCUUGAAGAUCUGAAGAACGAGGAGUUAAUGUCAUUGGAAAAAUACGAGGAAUCCUUAAAAGAGGAUCAUUAG